Anopheles marshallii is the source of this 1977-nucleotide messenger RNA. RefSeq names its product O-acyltransferase like protein-like. The transcript has 3 exons. The record is from RefSeq and is a predicted model, not a curated record. Lineage: Eukaryota; Metazoa; Arthropoda; Insecta; Diptera; Culicidae. The coding region runs from base 1 to 1977 and encodes 658 amino acids. Gene Ontology annotation, molecular function: acyltransferase activity, transferring groups other than amino-acyl groups.
AUGGCGUACCCGGUUCGAACUGUUCGCGUUACGCUUCUCGUCCUUAGUGUCACCAUCUUAACCGGUGUUAACGGGCAACUUCAGGCGUUAAAUCAAAUUCCGAUCGGACUGUUGGAACAUCUGAAGCAGGUACCGCAGGUAUGGAACGCCACGACCGCUAACGAACAGGCCUGUCUGAAUCAGCUGGAUGUUUUUGCACGCUCGUUCGAUGCCGGUGAACCGUGGGCUCUUAGUAUGUACGAUUCCUGGGGAAAGAAUCCGGCCGGCAUACUCUUUGGCAAUGUGUUUGCGUUCGGUAACUUUGACCAGUGUCGGCGUAUUUCCCACCAGGGGGCGCUGACGAAGCUGGGCGGCCAACACUGCACACUGUACGUGGAUCUCAGUCGGACCGGUGUCCCGGUACCGGCCCCACUGCAGUACGGUGUUUGCCUGCCGGAUGUCUGCGAUCCGCCGCUGGUGGCCCAGCUCACCAACGCGUUCUUCGCCGCCAACCAGAUGUAUGUCGGGAAUGGGCCACUGUUGGAAAAGUUCUGCUAUCGCGACGAGGAACGAUCCUUUCCCGCGGUCACCAUCGUAGCGAUCGUGCUGUUUUCAACGUACGGUGCAGUACUGCUCAUGGCCACAUUGGUGGAGCUGGUCUUCUUCCACCAGAAGCGGGAUGCUCCCAGCCUCGUGAAACGUUUCUCCUUCUACACCAACCUCGGGCACGUGUUCCGCAUUGUACCGCGCACGGAAGGUAAGGACGGUAUGCUCGAGUGUGUCAACGGCGUGCGUGCACUGUCGAUGCUGUGGAUCAUUGUGAAUCAUGUGCACGAUUCCGCGUACGGUAUACCGACGUUCAACAUACCCGUGCGGCAGGAGUACGCCGAUAGUUACUUCGGCGUGCUGUUUCAUCGGCUAGGCGGCAAAGCGGUCGACAUCUUCCUCAUGCUGAGCGGUAUGCUCGUGGCGCUCAAGAUGUUGCGCGAGCUGGAGCGCACGAGCCGGCUAAACGUGUGGGAACUUUGGCUGCACCGCAUCAUACGCAUAACGCCCGCUUACGCGGCAUUAAUCAUGUUCGGUAUCGCUUUCGUCGAUGUCGUCGGGGAAGGUAUACUGUACAAGCUGGUCGCCGAGGAGCUGUUGGACGCGUGCCACACGAGCUGGUGGUCCGCGCUACUGUACGUGCAGAAUUACGUCCAUUACGAGAAGAUGUGUUUCGCGCACACGUGGUACCUGUCGGUGGACAUGCAGCUGUACAUCGUGUCACCGCUGCUGAUCUAUCUGCUUUGGCGGUACGGCAAACGGUUCGUCCCGGCGAUCGUGCUGCUGGCGCUGCUCUCGAUCAGUUGCGUCUUCGCCACGUUCAUGGUGAACGAGUACCGGCUGAACCGAUCGGCUCCGCGGGGCGAUGGGCUGAUGCCACGCAAAACCUACCAUCCGACGCAUGCCCGCAUGUCGGUAUGGUUGUUUGGGGUGCUGUUCGGGUACCUGCUACAUCGCACCCGGGACACGCGGGUGAAACUCUCCAAACCGGUGCUAGCACUCGGGUGGCUGCUCACUAUCGCGAUCCUCGUCGUGACGGGGUAUGCGCUGAAGCAGCUGUACAUCGGUGAUUACACGCGCAUCGAACCGGUCGCGGACGCGUUCUACGAAUCGUUGCACCGUUCGUUCUGGGCGUUCGCUGUGAUGUGGGUGAUAUUCGUGUGCAUUAACGGGCAGGGCGGUAUUAUCGAUCGGUUUCUGGGCUCCCCCUUGUGGCAACCGCUGUCCCGUUUGUCCUACUCGAUGUAUCUCGUGCACAUUGCCAUCCAGGCAAUCACGCUAACGCAGGCCCUUCGGUUCCCGGUCGAGUUUACCGUGGUGAACCUAUUCUACACGUCGUUCGGGCUUAUCAGUGUAAGUGCCUGCAUCGGUACGGUCUGGUGCGUUGCGUUCGAGUAUCCUUUCUUCGGGCUGGAAAAGUACAUAUUCAAAAAGAAGCAAGCUUCGGACUAA